Phoenix dactylifera (date palm) is the source of this 3045-nucleotide messenger RNA. NCBI's taxonomy places the organism in Eukaryota, Viridiplantae, Streptophyta, Magnoliopsida, Arecales, Arecaceae. The record is from RefSeq and is a predicted model, not a curated record.
UCCCUACCCCUCCCUCAUUCAUUAUGUAUAUAAGCGAUGCUCCAUUUAGCCGUGGAAACAAAGCAACAAAACAAAUCUCACUGAAAUCCUCCAUCUUAGUCAUGGAGAGAGUCCAUAUCCAACCUUUUCUCCCCCCCAUCCUUUUGUUCUUCUCCCUCUCCUUUUUGGAGGCCGGAGCACAGAGCGAAGCACAAGCUCUCCUCAAAUGGAAGUCCAGCUUGUUUCAGGCAGAUGCUCUGAGCUCAUGGUCCCUUGCCAACUCUACCAGCCCAUGCAGAUGGUUUGGUGUCCGCUGCAACUCCGCAGGCAGCAUCGUGCAGCUGAGCUUACCCAAUGCCAAACUCAACGGCACCCUCGAUGAAUUCGACUUUGCUUCUCUGCCCAGCCUCACCAAGCUCGACCUCAAUACCAACCUCCUCAACGGCUCCAUUCCUUCAAACAUCUCUGCUCUCUCCAACCUCACCUCUUUAGACCUCACCAGCAACUAUCUCGCUGGGCCGAUCCCAUAUCAGCUCAGCAAUCUCCGUAAGGUACGCCAUUUUGAUCUUGGAAACAAUUCCUUGGAGAACCCAGACUACACCAAGUUCACCCCAUUGCCUUCGGUGACAAACUUAUCUCUAUACAACAACCGUCUGACAGGGAAAUUCCCACCAUCCGUACUCAACUGCACCAAUUUAACGUACCUUGACCUCUCAUAUAACAAUCUGACGGGUAAAAUACCCGACUCACUCUCGACCAGUCUAGUUUACCUCGAGUCCCUGAAUCUUACCGAUAACUUCUUUGAAGGAGUCAUUCCCGUUUCGCUUGCAAAUUUGCCGAGGCUUCAAAACCUUCAUCUUGGAUUGAACAAUCUCACCGGAGGGAUCCCACCUAUCCUCGGGUCCAUCUCCAGCCUUCGAACACUCGAACUCCAUAACAAUUCACUCGGCGGACCGAUCCCUUCUUCUCUAGGACAGCUCCGGAUGCUUGAGCGCAUCGGUAUCGCUGCAGCAGCAUUGAACUCCACUGUUCCUCCGGAGCUCGGCUUGUGUACUAAUCUCACCUACCUCGACCUGUCCCUCAAUCAACUCACAGGAGGCCUGCCACAAUCCUUCUCGGAGCUAACCAAAAUGAGCCAGUUCUUGAUCUGGAGCAAUUCGCUCUCUGGUGAGAUCUCGCCGGACUUCUUCACAAAUUGGACGGAGCUUAUUUUCUUUGAUAUAUCAGAGAACAAGUUCGCUGGGCGAAUCCCACUGGAGAUUGGAUGGGCCACAAAGCUGCAAAACCUAUGGCUCCGGAGCAACAACCUAUCAGGCCCAAUCCCUUCAGAGAUUGGGAGGUUGGCCGACUUGCAGCUAUUGGAGCUGUCGGAAAAUUUUCUUCUCGGUCCAAUCCCCAGAUCAAUAGGAAACCUCACACAGCUCACUUAUCUGGCCCUCUCCUACAACUACCUGAACGGUGCAAUCCCAGCAGAGAUCGGAAACAUGACGGCACUGGUUAAAUUAUACGCCGGUACCAACCAAUUGGAGGGUGAGCUGCCGGCCACCAUUGCUCAGCUUCCAAAUCUUGAGUUCAUAUCAGUCUUCAACAUCAACCUCAGCGGUGGCAUCCCCCGAGACCUCGGCCAGAAUGGGCGUUUGAUCAGAGUCAACUUUUCGAACAAUAGCUUAUCAGGGGAAUUGCCUCCAGAUUUAUGUAAGGGCUUCGCUCUUCAGCACUUCACAGCGGAUCACAACAACUUCACAGGCUCGCUGCCGGCUUGCUUGCGCAACUGCUCGGGACUUCUCCAACUCCGGUUGGGGUCGAACCACUUCUCUGGGUUGAUUCCUUCCGAGUUAGGUGAUGCUACCCAGCUCAUUUAUCUUGAUCUUUCAGAAAACAAAUUCACUGGUCCGAUACCAACCAACCUUGGUAAUCUUGCCCAGCUCACCUUUCUUGAUCUUUCAGACAACAAACUCACUGGUCCGCUACCAACCAAGCUUGGUAAUCUUGCCCAGCUCCAAACACUGCUCUUGAGCAAUAACAGUUUGAUUGGAGAAAUACCUUCUUCAUUGAAGAACUGCAAGCAGCUGGUCGUUUUGGACCUCGGGGAGAAUGGAAUCUAUGGAAAUAUUCCAGAAUGGUUAGGAGAGAAACUUUCAUCAUUGAGGGUCCUCCGUCUAAGAUCGAAUAUGUUAAGUGGUAGCAUUCCUCCCCAGCUAUCACUUCUGUCUUCGCUUCAGCUCUUAGACCUUGCACACAAUAAUAUCUCUGGAAGUAUCCCGCAGAGUUUGGCCAAUCUCACCGCGAUGGCAGAAGGCAUUCAAGAAAGGGAAAAAACAACGAACUCCUCUUACCCCAUUUACUACAGUUACUGCAUUUCCAUAGUUUGGAAAGGAAGAGAGGCUGUUUUUCAAAAAACGCUUUCAUUAGUUGUGGGAAUCGAUCUUUCCAACAAUUAUCUCUGUCAUGCGAUCCCUACAGAGCUGACAAAUCUUUCAGGGCUAGUUUUUCUGAAUCUCUCGAGGAAUUGUUUGGAUGGAAGUAUUCCAGAGAUGAUCAGUAACUUGAAAAUUCUAGAAAUUCUUGACCUGUCCAUGAAUUACUUAUCAGGUACAAUUCCUUUGGGCAUCUCUUAUCUGACAUUCUUAGAUUGCUUGAACUUAUCAAACAACCACUUGUCGGGACGGAUACCAUCCGGCAAUCAACUACAAACGCUUGAUGAUCCAUCCAUCUAUAGUGGCAAUGGUGAACUUUGUGGAUUUCCCCUCAUCAAAAGUUGUUCAAGUAGCCAAGCAUCCGAUGUUCAAUUGUCAGCUGAUGACGGUGAUGAAAAAAUAUGGCUGUAUCUUAGCAUGGGACCAGGAUUUGUGGUGGGAUUUUGGGGGUUCUUUGGUAUUUUAUUCUUUAAGAGAUCCUUGAGGCUUGGCUAUUUCCGAUACAUUGAUGAUGUAUAUGAUAGCUUCUCUAGGAUAUCAAUGAGGUGAUGAAGUGUGAUGCAAAUCACACCACCUAUUAUGCACGUGGAGUUGAGUCUGUAGUUUUUUAUUUUGAAUGAGUCCUGUUUAUUUGCUGAUGUAUACUAGC